AACUAUAAAACAAAGAAAAUAUUCAUACUGUGAAGGUUAGUAAAUUUUAAAAAAAGCUAGCUUUAUACUUAGAAAGAUCAACUUUAGCAUAACUGUUAGACCUACAUAGACCAAGCUUCAUGUGUUGGAAUAUUUUUCAAGGAUUUGCAUUUAGUGACAACCUAAAUUGAGAGCAUUGCAUGAGUAAUGAAAUAACAAAUCAAUAAAUACUAAAAUUGUUGACUUCAGCAAAGUCAUGGUCUCCUGGGGAAAGGUAUAUAUGGUGCAAAAUACUGUUUCCAGUAGUGCAAUGCGCUUACGAAAAGCCAGUGGUUUCAGGUCAAUGGAUUUCAACUUUCACCUGACAAUUCAGCAAAUUUAUGUUUUGAUUUGACUUAGUUACGUCUAUUGAAAGCAACUUCCGGACAAUUAAACCUUGCUGUAAGGUAGUCUAUGGGGCUAAAAUUUAGUGUUUUACCAUCUUGGUAACAGUAGCUGAUGUAAUUUACCAAUUUCCAGAGCUUUUUGUUUUUAAUUUGAAUUUUACUCAGACAUGAAAAAACUGACUGAUACUACCAAAUCAAAUUUUAAACUCAAGACAGUACCUCACUCACACAUACAGUUCUCACUUAAGUGUUAAAGAAAUUCGUAUUUGCUUCAUUCUGCAUUACCACUCUAAGAACCUGGCUCAAAUAACUUGUGCCGCUUUGUCAUCCAAUCACAAGAGAAACAAAAACCAACUGUGACUACGCUGCACACACAGCAAAACUCAAAUUUGGCCAACAAUUGUAAAAAUUACACCCCAGCUAAAGAAUCAUACAUGUUAAUCUAAGAUUAUGCUGACAACUAGAUGGAGUGGGUAUGGACAAAUUAUUCAAACCUUUGCUUGCCACAGAAAAAUUACUGUGGUUGAAAAUGUCUGAUCCUAUGCAACAACCAUCUUGAAGGAAAAGCAAAAAGAGAGCAAAGAUGGCGGACUUACCGAACGUGGGAGAAGAUAGUCCUAAAAGAACGCGGGUAUUCGUGAAUCAUGUGGAUUUAUUCACUGGUAAAAAUAUCAGCAAGAUAUUAGCAUCCUCUGUUGUCGGUGCUACAGCAGAGGAAGAUGAAGGCAACGAUGAUGAGUCCCAAGCUAGUGGACAGCCUCAAAUUCCAAAGGAAAAUUGUUAUGAAGUAGUUGGUACCUUGCAAGAUCCAACUCAACGCAAACCUGAAUGGGUUGAGGACGUGUUUGAGUACACAACUAAAGAGGAUCUCCUUCCUCAUUUACUGGAGUGUGAUAUUAUUGUGUAUGACAUCACUGGUAGUCCUGAUCAAGUUGAUGAAGCUACAUGGGCAGUUUCUGCCCUUCAUGCAGAGCUGGAGAAUUUCAAGACAAUGAAGGUGUUCAUCUGUCUAUCCACUGUAAUGACGUGGGCAAGAAGCAAGCCACUUGAUCCUGAUGAUCCAGAGAUUUCCUUCACUGAAGAUGACUACCGCCGUAGAAGAGCUCAUCCUAACUUCAAAUCACACAUCAGUGCCGAGAAGCUUGUCAUCAAGCAUGGAAAAACAAACAAGGCUAAGUUCAUUACCUAUGUUGUUGCCUCAGGGUUAACAUAUGGAUCAGGAGAAGAGAUAUUUCACUUCCUCUUCAAGACGGCAUGGCACGGACAGGCUCCAGCAUUGCAGUGUUUCGGGAAUGGCCAGAACAUUGUCCCAGCCAUCCACAUCAAGGACCUUGCAGCAGUGAUCGUGAACAUCUGUGAUCAGAAUCCUAAAGUUCGCUACCUAGUGGCAGUGGAUGAUUCUAAGAACACCCUUGAAGAAAUUGUCAAGGUUGUAAGUUUACAUCUUGGAAAUGGAAAAGUCAAGAACAUCACUAAAGAAGAAGCAUUGCUUAUAAAAGAGCUUGAGCAAGCUGACUUUGACAUGCUCUUGGUCAACCUGAGAAUGGAUGCUACAUACAUCAAGGAAGGCAUGAACAUCUCCUGGGUGUCAGAGGCUGGCCUUACAGAGAACAUAGAUCAAGUCAUAAAAGAGUACAAAGAAACAAGAGGCUUACUGCCACUUAGAGCCUGCAUUUUGGGCCCACCUGCCUCUGGUAAAACACUUGUCAUCAAACAACUCUGUGAUCACUACAAACUUCAUCACAUCAAAAUUCAAGACGUCAUUGAUGAAGCUGUGGAAAAACUGCAACGCAGUGCUGCUCGCGCAGAAGCUGAGGGUGAUGAUGAAGAUGAUCUUAAGGCACAAGAAGAUCAAGAGUUCCUUGAAACACUACAGGACAGCAAGGAUAGAAACAGCGGCCGUUAUGAAGAUCAGUACAUUAUCCGGUUUUACAAGGACAAGUUACAUUCCAUGCCUUGUCAAAAUCAGGUAGAAGGAUUCAAGUUUUUAUUUGGGCUACAUCACUUGCAACAA
Molecule: messenger RNA, 2379 nt
Organism: Orbicella faveolata
Lineage: Eukaryota; Metazoa; Cnidaria; Anthozoa; Scleractinia; Merulinidae
Product: adenylate kinase 7-like
Biological process (GO): nucleobase-containing compound metabolic process
Molecular function (GO): ATP binding; nucleobase-containing compound kinase activity
Source: RefSeq, a predicted model, not a curated record